Mizuhopecten yessoensis (Yesso scallop) is the source of this 1019-nucleotide messenger RNA. RefSeq names its product pol-RFamide neuropeptides-like. The record is from RefSeq and is a predicted model, not a curated record. NCBI's taxonomy places the organism in Eukaryota, Metazoa, Mollusca, Bivalvia, Pectinida, Pectinidae. The transcript is spliced from 2 exons. Bases 74 to 970 code for a protein of 298 amino acids.
AUUAUAUCAUGUGAUUACCUGCCCAUAAUGUUAGGUGACUUGUGGCCAGGUCUGUGAUAAGUGGCUGAGUUUCAUGAUUUGUGGCCAGGUCUGUGAUAAGUGGCUGAGUUUCAUGAUUUGUGGCCAGGUCUGUGAUAAGUGGCUGAGUUUCAUGAUUUGUGGCCAGGUCUGUGAUAAGUGGCUGAGUUUCAUGAUUUGUGGCCAGGUCUGUGAUAAGUGGCUGAGUUUCAUGAUUUGUGGCCAGGUCUGUGAUAAGUGGCUGAGUUUCAUGAUUUGUGGCCAGGUCUGUGAUAAGUGGCUGAGUUUCAUGAUUUGUGGCCAGGUCUGUGAUAAGUGGCUGAGUUUCAUGAUUUGUGGCCAGGUCUGUGAUAAGUGGCUGAGUUUCAUGAUUUGUGGCCAGGUCUGUGAUAAGUGGCUGAGUUUCAUGAUUUGUGGCCAGGUCUGUGAUAAGUGGCUGAGUUUCAUGAUUUGUGGCCAGGUCUGUGAUAAGUGGCUGAGUUUCAUGAUUUGUGGCCAGGUCUGUGAUAAGUGGCUGAGUUUCAUGAUUUGUGGCCAGGUCUGUGAUAAGUGGCUGAGUUUCAUGAUUUGUGGCCAGGUCUGUGAUAAGUGGCUGAGUUUCAUGAUUUGUGGCCAGGUCUGUGAUAAGUGGCUGAGUUUCAUGAUUUGUGGCCAGGUCUGUGAUAAGUGGCUGAGUUUCAUGAUUUGUGGCCAGGUCUGUGAUAAGUGGCUGAGUUUCAUGAUUUGUGGCCAGGUCUGUGAUAAGUGGCUGAGUUUCAUGAUUUGUGGCCAGGUCUGUGAUAAGUGGCUGAGUUUCAUGAUUUGUGGCCAGGUCUGUGAUAAGUGGCUGAGUUUCAUGAUUUGUGGCCAGGUCUGUGAUAAGUGGCUGAGUUUCAUGAUUUGUGGCCCGGUCUGUCUUAUAACGUGUGGUCGUAUGCUAACUUAUAACGUGUGGUCGUAUUCUAACUUAUAACGUGUGGUCGUAUGCUAACUUAUAACGUGUGGUCGUAUGCUUACUUAUA